UCCGGUUUUGAAGGGAAAAUACAUAAUCAAGUGUUGGUGCUAUAUUGUGUUCGUAGUGAGAUAGAAAUUGUAAAGGAUUUUUAUUUGUAUUUGGGUGUGAAUAGAGAUUAAAAUGCGGUGAUUGUGCGAACCAUUGACAUUAUAGAGUUAACCAAUUGUUGUGAGAAGACCAGUGGGGACACUAUAAAGUGUUCAGAAACCAAGACGUGUUAACCCAGUCAUAUUGCUCGGCACGUGCAGCGAGUGCGCGCGGCGUGCUUCGCGCGCACGUAGCACGCUCGCGCACUUAGAGACAUGCUCUGAAAGGGCCAUGGAGACGAUUUCCGAGGAUGCUGAGGCUGAAUUGGAACUUGAUAAAAUCCGUAAGAAGUAUGCUUCACUUGGCGACAGCGUGGUCGCAGUUAAGCUGGAGAGGUCGUCCAAAGCAGGCUUGGGGUUGUCACUGGCUGGUCAUAGAGACAGGAGCAGGAUGGCCGUGUUUGUAUGCGGGCUGCAUCCUUCCGGAGCCGCGGCGAAGGCCUCGCCAGCGGUUAAAGUUGGAGAUGAGAUCUUGGAGGUGAACGGAAUAGUGCUUCACGGCAGAUGUCAUCUGAACGCUUCGGCGAUAAUUAAGGGGCUCGUGGGGCCAGUUUUCAAGAUCAUCUUGUUGAGACGAAAAUCCGCCCUGGAAGACGUUGCUGUGAAGCCCCUCACUCAAUUCCCAAUCGCUUUGGAGGAAGAGUCAGAAGAUCGUUUUGCGGCCUACAAGGGAGUCCGAGAUGUUACCAUAAAAAAAGGAUCGGCCGGAUUGGGAAUAAUGAUAAUCGAGGGCAGACAUACGGAGGCCGGCCGUGGGAUAUUCGUGUCGGAUCUGCAAGAGGGUAGUGCGGCAGAGCAGGCCGGUCUGCAAAUAGGUGACAUGCUUCUGGCUGUCAACAGGGAUUCAUUGCUCAGCUGUAGUUACGAUGCGGCGGCAGCGAAACUGAAACAGACUGAAGGGGUGGUAAUACUCACCGUAUGCAGUCCAAAUUUGAAGGACGACAAGACUGAUGAAACGGCAGGAAGCUCUGGUCGAAACGCUAUAUCGCGGCCAACCAGCAGAAACCAAACGCCUGAUCCAAAGACUGGAGCUUCACGGCCGCAAACGCCGAGACCUGUGCCUUCACCUAUUAAAGCGGAACCCCCACCUGAUCCAGCGAUUGCCCCAAUUGUGCCUAACCAAGAUGUCGUCAUCGAGAUCAAUUCGCAAAACGAUAUCCUCGGCAUCGCUCUGCUUGGUGGCAGUGAUACCCUGAUCAAUGGAGGAGCAGCUAUAAUCCUCGACAUAUAUAAGAAAGGAGCAGUAGUGAAAGAUGGAAGAUUGAAAGUCGGAGACCAGAUCCUCGAAUGCAACGGAGUCGCUAUCACCAAAGCUAUGACCCACGAACGAGUUUGUUUGACGAUAAAACAGAGGGCUGCCAAGUUAAAAAUGACGGUACACCGUCCAAAUCCAAUAAAAUAUCAGGAUAUUGAAGCAGAGCUGACGAGAAAGGGAGGGAAGACUCUAGGAAUUACAUUUGUAUCACCAGUCCAGGGUACGGGGGUUUAUCUUGGUGAAAUGCUGGCAGGAUCCCCAGCAGAACUAGACGGCAGGCUUCAAAAAGGCGACUUACUUGUCUCAGUUGAUGGCAAAGAUCUGUCCACAGCUGAUUAUUUGACAGUAGCAACAGCGAUGAAGUUAUGUGGCAACAAAACUGUUAUAAAAGUGAAGAGAUUUAAAACUGUUAGGUAAAAUGUGUUGUAUUUGUUGUUGAUUGAUUGUUUGUAAAGUUGGUAAUACCAUCUGUGGGUAAUAAUUGUUAUCAUUAUAAUUUAAAAGAAAUUAAGUAAAUUAUUUCUAUCCCAGGGAUUGAAUAGUAAUCACCCAUGGUAUCUUUAGUACAGACUUGUAAAUUAAGGUUGAACGCAAUAUAGAAAAAGUAUAAUGUAAUUAUUUUCUAGACAGCAUAAUUUCUCAAUUUUUAUUGUCUUGCGCGUGUCUGACGAGUACCUCAAAGCUAUUUUAAUUGGCUCACACAUUGGUCCAUUCACCGCUACGGACGCGUCUGCAUUACUACGGACGAGUCUUUUCUCUUGGUGCGUGGAUGCAAGCUCGUGAGAGGAGAACCGUAGAAUCACGCACCGCGAGAAGACGCCUUCAAAUGUUAGCGCAAAAACUAUGGAUUAUAUGCAUUUACAGCAGAAUCCACCAUAAAAAAGUCAUAGACCGAUUACCGAACCAAAAUUUUUUAAAGGUACGGAGAUAGUUCGGAUAGACAUGGACCAUACACAUCAUGGAGUCGCAAGCCGACUAC
Hyposmocoma kahamanoa is the source of this 2312-nucleotide messenger RNA. RefSeq names its product inactivation-no-after-potential D protein-like. The transcript has 14 exons. NCBI's taxonomy places the organism in Eukaryota, Metazoa, Arthropoda, Insecta, Lepidoptera, Cosmopterigidae. The record is from RefSeq and is a predicted model, not a curated record. Gene Ontology annotation, molecular function: protein binding. The coding region runs from base 311 to 1750 and encodes 479 amino acids.